UUUGUGAAAAUCAUUCAGUUCGGGAGUAAACGGCGGCAAGUAAAGAUCUCUGAAAACUAAGAAACCGAACCGAAAGCGCAGUGUGUGUGUAGAGAAAGUGUUAAGAUCUCUAUAUAUAGAAUUAGAUAUAUGUAGCUAUAUUGACUGAGAAAAAAAAGGAAAUAGAUACAUACAGUUCAAAAAAGAAGAAGAAGAAAAAGAUUUUCAUUAAAAACUGAAGAUUUACAUAUGACUCAAAAUUGUUGGUGAAUCGAAAAAAAAAUUAAAAAAAAAAUAAUUAACUUAAAAUCAUGGCCGAUGUACCGGAACCUGUCAAAAAGUGUGCCCUCAUGCUAAAGGCAACCAAAAGUGACUCGGAAAAAUUUGCUGCCUUGUUCAUGGUCACGAAAUUGGUGAAGGGCAAAGACUGCAAUGCUGCUGCCAAGAAGUUGCUGUUCGAAGCCAUUGGUUUUGAUUUCAUGAAAAAGUUGUUGAAUGGCAAAAAUCUGCCCAAUGACUGCCCACCUCUGGUGUAUAAAAGUGUGGCCUUGUCCAUACUCACCUGCUUCUGCCAAGAAGAGGAAUUGGCCACCCACAAGGAUUUGUUGGAUGUCAUACCCACGUUGCUGGAAAUUGUGGAACAGGCCGAUGAUGAUGACUGCGAUGAUAAUCUGAUUGUGGUGAGUGAAGCCUAUAGCUGUCUGAAAUUGAUUGCCGAACAUGAGCCGGGCCAAAAUGCCCUCAUGAGCAUGAGUGCCAUUCCCAAGAUGUCCCAGAUCUAUUCGGCUCAAAGUUUCCAAACGGAUGAGGCCUUGCAAUUGAUUGUCUUGUUGGUAAAGAAAUUCGGCAAGGCCUCAUGGACCGAUGAUCCAAAGCCCUUCCAUGCCUUGGUGCAACGCAUUGCCUUGGACAUGGAGACGGAACACAGUGAGCGCAAGUACGAUCUGUGCAAGAUCUUGUCGGCCAUUUUGAAAACCUGCAAACGUGAGAUUAUCUACAAUUCGCUGGAGGGUGAAAUUUGGCCCGAGAGUUUGUUCAAGGGCUGCAGUGAUAUUUUGAAGAGUAAAAUUGGCCCCAAGCAGAGGGACCCCACGUUGCACUUGAUUGCCACCACCCUGCAGGUUUUGGGCAUCCAGUGGGCCUUUAUGUGUGAUGAGAAACAAUUCUAUUUGUUGAUCCUGCAAAUGGCUGCCAUUGAGGUGAGAAUGCAAAUGGAUGAGAAGAAGCUGGAGGCCACCUUCCGCAAUGCCCCUCUGAUCCAGUGUUGUUUCAUUAUUUUGGAACACUGCAUCGAAUACAUGUCCAAGGAUCAAUUGGAUUUGGAUGCCAAGGAAAAGCAGACCACCUAUUCCGCCCUGAAAUAUGCCUUUAAUCAAGUUUUGGCUGUGCUGACCAGGGUGUCCAAUGACAAGGUAAAGGAUAGCAGCAAUCCCAAGGAUAGAGAAUUCAUCAAGGCCACGGUGCGUGUACUGUCCGCCUGGUUGGCCCAGGAGACCACGGCCAUGCGACCGGCCAUAUACAAGUUGUUGCCGUUUAUGUUUAAGGUAACGAAUGACUCUUUCAAUGAGUUGAAGGAAUGGCGUGCCGGUCCCAAGGACACUGAGCCACCUGUAGACAUUCUCCGGGUUAUGUUGCCCGCCUUGUGCCACUUGGUUGUGGAGGAUGAUGCCCGUAAGGUGAUAUUUGCCACCAAACAGGAUGAGGUAUUCCUGCAACAAAUUGAAUUCUAUUUCACCAUUGCCCACUACAAACGGCCACCCAUACCUCGGGCCGAACGUUUGAAACGUAUGAACGAACCCGAUCCCGUACCCACCCCCGAGCAGUUGGCUGAAAUGAAGACGGCCCGUGCUGCCAUUUGUUCCCUCUGCAAUAUUCUAAUGAACUUGACGGUCUUGGAACCCAAACUGGCCGAGGAUGGUCCCGUGUUUGCCAAUAUGUUUAAAUUUGUCUACGAACAUUUGCCCGAACUCAAGGACACUCCCGACAAUUUGCUGAUGCACGGCAAUUUGGCUGUCCUGGGUUUGCUGUUGCUCAAACAGCAAUCGAAGAAGGUGAAACAAAACGAUUUCUCCAUUUGUCGUUACAUUCAGGCCACCAUACGUUUCCUCUGGGAUGCCUAUAACAUUGAUGAGUCCAAUGAUCCAACUGCCCUGGUGGUGUCCAUUGCCUACAAGGAACACUGGAUGGAGUUGCAGGAAUUGUGGUUCUUGGGUAUGCAAACCAUGUGCGGUGUCCUGCCCUUGGUGCCUUGGAUUUCGGAGUUUGCCAUUGAAUCAGGCUGGGCCGAGGGUAUUGUGCAGACCCUGAAGCGGGUCAAGAUUGGCACUCUGCCGGCCAAUGUGAAAUGUGCCUAUGAAGAUUUCCUCUCCCAACUGGUGGAUGUCAACUCCACCGUGGCAGCUGUUUUGAAAAAGGCCGAUGCCUUGAGGGUGUGUCGUAAUCAUCGUAUGAUGGAAUUGGGCAAGAGACUGUUUGGUGACUAAGUUUCCCCCCCGGCCCACAAGGAGAGGAUCUUUCUAUAUUUCUUCUUAAAUUUAAGUUUAAUAUGUUUUUAAAUCCACUUUUUUAAUAAAAAAAAACAAAAACUAUUUUUUUUCUUAUAUUUAAAAUAAUUAACACCAUUUUUUUUUUGUAUGAAUAACAGCUACAAAUAAACAAAAUCCCUAUGAAAUUUUUUAUAUAUAAAAAAAAGAAAAUGAAAAAAAUAAAUCAAAAAAAUUUCCAAACAACAA
This is a messenger RNA of Musca domestica (house fly), 2711 nucleotides long. It is a transcript of the gene Neurochondrin, whose product is annotated as neurochondrin homolog. Gene Ontology annotation, cellular component: dendrite. Lineage: Eukaryota; Metazoa; Arthropoda; Insecta; Diptera; Muscidae. Gene Ontology annotation, biological process: regulation of neuronal synaptic plasticity; neuron projection development. Bases 291 to 2462 code for a protein of 723 amino acids. The transcript has a single exon. The record is from RefSeq and is a predicted model, not a curated record.